AUGGCAGGCAGACAGCUGUGCUCCAAGCGUUACCGGGAGUUUGUGAUUCUACACCAAAACCUGAAGAGGGAGUUUGCUAACUUUACUUUGCCCAAGCUGCCUGGAAAAUGGCCUUUUUCCCUUUCAGAGCAACAGCUGGAUGCACGACGCAGAGGCCUGGAGGAAUAUCUAGAGAAAGUGUGCUCUGUCCGAGUCAUUGGAGAAAGUGACAUCAUGCAAGAGUUCCUGUCUGAAUCAGAUGAGUUUGAAAAAAAAAAACUGCUGAAACCGGAAGACCCGUAA
Molecule: messenger RNA, 282 nt
Organism: Neolamprologus brichardi
Lineage: Eukaryota; Metazoa; Chordata; Actinopteri; Cichliformes; Cichlidae
Source: RefSeq, a predicted model, not a curated record